This is a messenger RNA of Sphaeroforma arctica JP610, 3536 nucleotides long. RefSeq lists its product as hypothetical. The record is from RefSeq and is a predicted model, not a curated record. NCBI's taxonomy places the organism in Eukaryota, Ichthyosporea, Ichthyophonida. Bases 79 to 3438 code for a protein of 1119 amino acids. The transcript has 6 exons.
CAGGAUCACAUACACAGUGCGUGGACCGCGUUGUCGCGCUGCACCUCCCGUCUGGACAAAAGAACAGGCGGUCCUACGAUGGCGACAGUGGACAACACUCGUCGUUCAACUACUACACACGAUGUUGACACAGCAAGAGGUACAAGUAGCCUCAUAGACGAUGGCUGUGCUAUGCAAGCACUGAGUGGCGGUGUAUCUGCUGGGGAGAAUGCAACCAAUAUACUGUGCAGAUACAAUCGGCGCUUGACUGCAGAGGCCAUCCGCCAGACGAGGCUGCAGAGACUGCAAGCAUUGCCACAGAUGUCAUGCGCUUGUUUGGACACCGACUCGGCUUUAGCGAGCGCCAACACAUCUGACACACACACCAUCAAACGCACGUCACGUUCAUUCCCCAGCGCAACUGGCCCAAACACACACAACGGGCCGUGCACACAGUCAGCGUUUAGUAUGGACAGAGUUCCGCAUGAUGCCACCACCCCCAUCACGAGUGGUGAGUGUGGUCAAGGGGAAUGUGCCAUGGACGGUAGAACGCGCGAAGAUGUGCGUGUACACACUUGCGGGAUGGUGGACCGGCAACCGGUGAAUCUAGGUUAUGCCACUCAGGCCGAGGUGUUGGGACCAUAUAGCGCUGCGCUCUACGUCAUCCCUAUAGACGCCAUCACAUACACCUACUCCCCGGCGUCUCAAAUGCGGCCCAUAGCUUCGCGUAUGAGCAAUCGGUUGCUAUCAGACCCUCAGCCAGCCUGUCACACGGCACAGGAAGGCUCUCAUGUACUGAAACUCAGCAACGCAUCCGAUAUGAUAUGUUCUGAUGUGCAUAAGCUCGAUUGUACGGAUAAGCUCCCCGGUGUCAGUGAAAGCACAUCACCCGAUCUACACCCUACCCCAGAUGCCUUGUGUAGGAUAGGAAGUCAACAUGAUAACAGGCAUAUACAGUUGCCCAAUGGGAAACUCUCGAAGUCUAGCCACACGACAGCGCACGUGGACACGGACCACAUGCGCACGGGAAACGGCAUCCAGGCCUUACGGGGUGGUACGAAAAUGCCCAAAGAACUGCUGAGGUACAUAUGCGAAGCUCUGAAUGUGUCCCCGAAUGUGUUGGCGACUACAGCCACGCCCACGCCCACCAGCACCCUGAGCCAUGAUGCUAGGGCUACCCACCCACCUCCCACUAUUCCGAAGGCGACUAACCUGGCCGGUGCAGGUGUUCCAUCCUGUGUGCCAGGGAGACAUUGGGAUCAGGUUAGUGCACAGCACGCACCGCAUGAGGACGGUAAGGGCUGUGGCCAAGGGCAGACAGACUGCGGUGGGCUGCUGGAACAGCUCAGACACAUGUACGACGCCGCCAUCACUGUGGCGUGGGAGGUACAAACCGGAACACAAGCCACACGUGCAGGCAUGUGCACACCAGUGCACCCGUUGCACGCGUGUGCCGUGUCACAGGGCACAGGAGUGUCCACCACGCGAGAGUGCAGGGGCAACAGUGUGUGCUACAGCCCGGCAAGGUCCGGAUCCAAAGGUUCGGGUGUUGCGUCAGCACUGAACAAUAUUCCGGAAUCCGAGGCCUGCGCGUAUCGCGAGCAGGAAAUGCUCUCGAAACCCACUGGCGACAGCUGUUCAGCUCAUGAGGCUGAGAGACGACGGGACGGCACCGCAGCACUCAGUCCAUCGCAGAAGCCGCCUGUUUCUGCGGCGCACCUGCGGGAGAGUGUGAGGAGGGGUACCAAAACACCGCCUGCUAGUUUAGACAGUUACCAGCCAGCUCAGAGAACUUCCAGCUCAGGCCCGGCCAUGGGCAAAGCCACGUCAACACCUGUUCUAACCACAAGGCGCUCGAAUGAAAAUGGUAUGGCGGUGGUUGCUAGCAGAUUGUCUGCCAGUGUCUCCUCUCCCACUAAAAUCGGCACCUCAGGUUGCCAUGGCAACGGAAAUGGGAAUGGUAGAGAGCGGGGUACGUUUAUCCAGCGACUCUUUGGCGGACUCUUCAGCUCCAGCUCCAGUUCUAAAAAUAGCAUCCAAUCACAAUCACUGACACUACAAACAAACUUCAACUCCAACACCAACAUCGCGCCCACACUCGACGAUCUCGCCGCAACACUAUCAACCCCCCCUUGCUCCAUACCCACAAAUACCAAUGCCAUUGCUCAGUUCCAGCUGAACCAUGAGUCAUUCUCCCGUAACAGUUCUCCCUCAACGAGUCUACCUACCACACCUAACUGGUUGAACCCCUUCUCGCGUAUUACCGGGUCACCCACAAGCACUGCGCACGCGUUGACGGGCUACUCGAGUGACGGAGAUUACAGCGGCGACUAUGGGAACGGGCGUGUCCUUGCAUUGGGCCCCGCAGGUAGGACAGAAAUCCGAAGGAAAACUUUGAUUUUAGUCACGACCCCUGAAUUGCAUGUGUUACCAUGGGAACAGAUACUCGGCGAUGACAGCUGCAUGCGCUUACUGUCGGUUGUGUCAAGCUCACCCUCGGUAUCAUCGAGUACGGAUGAUUGUCAUGGUUAUACUGGGAAGACUUCGUUUCAUAGCCCUACACCCGGGAGAGGCACGAUCGUGACUUUCUUUUCUUCUGAAAAUGAGGACGAGGCUGUUUUACAGGCGCACCGACUGCACAACAGUGCACGGAGCCUUGCACACCACCUCACCGGAGCUUCAGCGGCAGGACAGCGACAUGCGCAGCACACGACGUCGACAUGCAGAGCGACUGCCGAGCCCCUCCAACAAUGCCUGUGCGAGGCCGACUGCGAUUCUCUGGACCAUAUGGCCUGCACCCACAUCCCAUCCGCGUGCCGGCGCAAGCACGAGCAUACUGCUCCUACCGCUACUACUGCCACUGGUGCUCAGCCACCCCUCACAACCGGCAGUACCGUACCUAGUACCACUGGCCCGUCACAGACUAGUCCCAAGCACCCACCUACAGAGCCACCUCUCCAGUUGAGCACGUGCUGGUGCUUGCGCCAUGGCGACAGGCACACAUCGGCGGCUGAUCCGUUCCCGUCGCUGGUGGCGGUGGGUAAGAAGGUGUCGCGGUACAGGAGAGCGUACUCGAAGGAUGUCAAGUUUGUGGAUACGAGCGAGGGGGCGAGUGCGGGUCUGCCGUAUCUGACACGGGCUGUGGACGGGGUCAUUGUAGCUGGAAGGUUAAACGUACUAGUACUCACCACGGCGGAUAUGACAAGCGCCACCAACGGUCUUAUGUGCGUGCAGACCCUAUCACGCACGGCCGGUAGCGUAUCGGCAGAUGCCAAGCCUUUAGUUACCGUUGUUGUACCGGCGCACCUAGUUAAAGAGACCAUCAGAGUAUUGCUGAAGCACAAACAGACCAAAAGGGGCCAGUCGUUCCUGGCGCAUCUCAUCAGCUCCGUGGCAAAGAUCCGGGAGAAACACAUGACUUCAAUCGCUGUGUUUGGUGUUCCCGUUGGCCCCACCUAACACGCCACUGUAUAAUUCACGAGCAAUAAACCGAUAAUUCACGAGCGAUAUACCGAUAAUUCACGAGCAAUAAACCAAUAAUUCACGAGCAAUAAACC